AUGCGCGUGUACGGUACUGGCAAUACCGGUCACAAGGGCCCCAUGUCCCAGUUACGCGCCCACUCCGAACGUCAGUUUAAAGGUGAGAAGAAGGCCCUGGCGUCGGCGUAUCCAUGGAUAGGCGGCACAGUCCGUGGCCACGCUCUGGCCUAUAUUCUACGCAUACCCAUUCAUAUUGACGCUGGGUCGAGUGGCCAACGAGAUUCCCCAGACCUACUUCCCCUGAGACUUCUGAUACCCUCCUAUGAACGCCAUAGUACGCCGGCAUUACGGAGCAGAGCCAUAUUUGAGAUGAAUAUCGAGGACUUUGAAACAAGCCCACAGGCUCCUCUUGACGGGGGUGACAAGGCAACACCAUCGAACUCUCCCGGGAAAAAGGCCAAAGGGUCUGGAAGCGAUUUUCCAUCCAUCCCCCGUGGAUCUUUCAGCACCUCUGCCUCCAAGUCCCCUUCGCAGCAUGGGAAGAACCAGCAGCAGUAA
Molecule: messenger RNA, 480 nt
Organism: Nannizzia gypsea CBS 118893
Lineage: Eukaryota; Fungi; Ascomycota; Eurotiomycetes; Onygenales; Arthrodermataceae
Exons: 4
Coding region: 1-480 (159 amino acids)
Source: RefSeq, a predicted model, not a curated record